Molecule: messenger RNA, 1573 nt
Organism: Pteronotus mesoamericanus
Lineage: Eukaryota; Metazoa; Chordata; Mammalia; Chiroptera; Mormoopidae
Gene: RBP5
Product: retinol binding protein 5
Exons: 4
Coding region: 144-551 (135 amino acids)
Biological process (GO): fatty acid transport
Cellular component (GO): cytosol; nucleus
Molecular function (GO): fatty acid binding
Source: RefSeq, a predicted model, not a curated record
UAGACCUUUACACAAGCCUGUCUCUCUGUGUGGAGGCCAGCCUGGAGUCUCUCAGCCCCACCUGCCAGACAACUCCCCUCCCUCCUCAUCCUGUCUUCUCUAUCCUCCUGACACCUUGAUUUCCAUCUUGGCCAGCUUGGACAAUGCCUCCCAACCUCACCGGCUACUAUUGCUUUGUCUCGCAGAAGAACAUAGAGGAUUACCUGCAAGCCCUAAACAUCAACGUGGCUCUGCGGAAGAUAGCACGGCUGCUCAAGCCCGACAAAGAGAUUGACCAUCAAGGCAACCACAUAACAGUGAAGACCCUCAGCACCUUUCGCAACUAUGUUAUAGAAUUCCAGGUGGGAGUUGAGUUUGAAGAGGACCUAAGGAUGGUGGAUGGACGAAAAUGCCAGACCAUAGUAACCUGGGAGGAGGAGCAGCUGGUCUGUGUGCAGAAAGGGGAGGUGCCUAACCGAGGCUGGAAGCACUGGCUGGAAGGAGAGAAGUUGUACCUGGAACUGACUGCAAGGGAUGCAGUGUGCGAGCAGGUCUUCAGGAAGGUCAAGUAGCCGGAGAGGAGCCGAGGGCUGCUCCAGACAGCACCGGUCCCCAGACUCCUCUUGCUUGUGCCCCUUUAAGCCCAGAUUGUCCCAGGUCAUCAGUCCCUUUCUCAGGCCACUUUCCCUCCCUCUGAGUCCCUUGUCACCCCCCCCCCAUGUUAAUCUAUAACUUGCAGCCCCCAAGGCCAAAGUCAUUUCUUUCUCACACUGCCCGAUAGUGACCUGAUAUCCAGUUCAAGGUCUGGCCUCCUGUAUGAAAGAAACAGGCAAAGGGGAAAAGGCUCUUGAGAAUAACCAAUCUCAACUGUCUUUAGUUCAUCUGGCCUCUUAUUUUUCCAUCUAAGAAAGAACUAAGCUUUGAGCAUUUGGCGGUUAGUGAAAACUAUCCUGGUGGACCUUUUGGAAAACUGUGCCUGGGGUUCAAGAAUUUAAACAGGAGCUAAUGGUAGUCUUUUUGUUCAUUUCCUUGUCCUUGUUUUGGAAGAAGGCAUCAUAUGCUCAAUGGAAAAAUGCCCAAGGCACAGCCCUACCUGCAGAGAGUUCAGUUUACCAACAUCUGAUUGCAUUAUGGCUCUUAUACUUUCAUCCUACAUGUUGGGGAAGAAGGAGGGGACUGGAUAACACGCUUCGUACAGUACUGGGGGAGCUUCUAAGUAGUGACCUGGCUUCCAUGUCUGCUUUGAGAAGGGCAGGCAGCAAGAAGGCCAGAAAAGACUGAAAAGGGAAGCAGAUAGAAGAUAUAAGGCCAAGGGCUAGAAAGAUAAGGAACAUGGGGAUGUGAAGGCAACAGUAGGAAAAAGACCAAAAGACCUGGCUCUAGAGACCCUCUACUUAAAAUCCAGCUAGACUGGAGACAGAGAAUAAGGGGGAGAACUGAGAACAGCAAGGCCCCUCCCUUAAGGUCCUAGAAUCACUGUCCUAUUCAAGUUCAGAGCCAGAAAGAUAGGGCCUAUUCAAGUUCAGGGCCAGCUCUAACUUCUGGCACCUCCCUACUUCCAGUGGCCUUGGUUCUUUCAGAAUAAAAGUACUUU